AACGUACGGACCGGUCAGCUUGUGAGAGUGAGGAAAGCAAAGCAGGGAAUCACAAACGGCACCCACCUUCUCACUGCAUCCCAUUCUGGCAUCUGCAAAAAAGACCACAAUCACCUUUGUCAUUAAGCAACACCGAUCGGAAAAGAAACAUGAAUAGGCUCACGAUGGAUUUUUGGAGACGGGUUUUUAAGAAGCAGAUGAAUGAGGUGAAGCCAAAUGAUCUCUGGAGGCUGACAAUGGAUCGCAGGAUUGAAUUCAACAGGGUGGAACCUGGGUGGAUGGAAACAUUUCAGGAGCAUGCUCAUGGAAGAUUUACCUGUUCCGGAUGCUGGCACAGCUGGUCCUCAUACCAAGUUCUUAUCCUGUUCCACAUGCUAUGGGAGAGUUCUGAGAGGCGAGGACACGUCAAGAUGAAGCCCUUGGGUCAGCGGUGCCACGAAUGCUCUCUGGACACGUACGAAGAGCCACGGUUCUCUGAGGACGACGUUGCCGACAUCUUGAAGGAGUUGAUCCUCGACAUCAGGGAGAGUUGCUAUGGGGAGCAGGUUGACCGCAGUCAGCUCUCUAAGGUGGUCUGUCAUGAGGGUGGUCCGCAUAAGCGCGAGUUUUGUGAAGGGUGCCAGCUGGGAAUCCACAAAGGACAACAAGGGCGGUCGAAGCAAGCAGAGCACCGCGGGAAACCCCAAAGCACAGGCUAUCCGGCGACCAUUAUACAGAUAGAAACACCAAGUCCAUAUUUUACAGGAUCCUCAACCCCAUCAUUCACAGGGUCCUCAGCCCCAUCAUUCCCAAGGCCCUCAGCACCAUCAUUCACAGGGUCUUCAGCCCCAUCAUUCCCCUGGUCCUCAGCCCCAUCAUUCCCACGGCCCUCAGCCCCAUCAUUCACAGGGUCUUCAGCCCCAUCAUCCACAGGGUCUUUAGCCCCAUCAUCCACAGGGUCCUCAGCCCCAACACAGAGUUGCAAUUACUGUCUUUGGUCUGUAAUUCUAAUUAUAGCAGUAUUUAUAAUUUCAAUUAUAAUUUUGAUUGCCUAUAUGCUUUCUUUCAUUACCUAACUGGUUCCGUUGAUAGCAGAGCAGGCAGGGAAUUUAAACUGCAAUGCAAAUUCAGGCACCCACCCCUGCUGGCUUGGCCUGCCGUGACUUUAGAAGCCCUGCCGCCUCCUGUACAAAAGCUGCCAAAUGUCUGAAUAUGCCUUUCUGUAUUCUGAAACGAUUACACCAGUGGCAAAUUGUGACGGUGUAAGAUUCGCCUUUUCUUCCCUUUUAUUUCUUUGCUACUUGAAUAGAAUGUCGUUCAAUCAAUCAAUCAAUCAAUCAAUCAAUCAAGUAUACCGUUGUGUGAUCAGCUGCUAGUUGUGUGAUCAGCAAAUCUGAACACAGCUUGUAUAGUAGUUCAAACAAAGAGUCAUAAAACAUCUGAACAUUCUUGAAACAUAAAACCCUUCUACAUACAUCAGGAAAGGUUACAGGUCAUGAGAAAUAACCGAGCAGCUGGUUGGCAAGGCUGUGCUAUUGCAAUGAUUUUAAUAAAUGCUUUGUCCCUCCUGGAUACAGACUUGAAUUCGCAGAUGGUUUAUUUAGCAGGUGGUCCCUCACCUGGGGAAUGAACAAGUUGAUAUAGAAGUGAAUUCUUUUGCAGGUGGAGUGGAUGGCCACCGCCCAAUUUUUUUUAAAUGGCCACCCAUGUAAUACAGUGUCCGACAGAUAGAAUGUGAACAGGUGAACUUUCCCCAUAAUUCCAUUUCCAUACUAGAAAAGCUUAACCUUUGAAUUUCAGCAAAUUCAAAGGUCUUCCUUCAUGUGUUGACCAUCAACAUCUUUGUACGUCUUAACAGCUCUCUACCCCUCCCACCCUCCCGUCCGACGAUGCCCUGGUCUGGCAGACAAGCUUAAACUGCAUAUUUUUAUUUUACACUGCGACACUGUCUCCCCCCCAGUGAAGACUUCAAGCAUUUAGUAAUUCCUAACAUUUACUAACUCUAACUAUGGGUGCCCCAAAACUGUAUACCAUUGUACUGCAAGUUAACUAUCCAGUGAAUUAUUAAGGAGUUCCUGAUUUCUACCUUCUAAGCCUCUUUGCAAAGUUUUCCCAUGUUGCAUUUGCCAUUGGGUUGGGGGGCAGCAAUGGCAAACUUGUUUUUGUUUUAAAGAUUUUGAAAUAAGAACAUAUUUUGUUUUAAUGGGGCUGCAUAUCUCUGCUACCAUCUGAUUUUAUUAUUCAUUACCUGUUCUGUUUGAUCUUAAAAAGAGAGGUCUGUUGUUAUUUCUUUCUGAGGUAUUACUUGUUCCUGGAAAUUUUAAGACAUUGAAGGAUUGGGUAGGAGAAAACUGUUUCAAAUGAAUAAAAUAAAUUGC
Podarcis muralis (Common wall lizard) is the source of this 2357-nucleotide messenger RNA. Its product is annotated as receptor-transporting protein 2-like. Gene Ontology annotation, biological process: protein targeting to membrane; protein insertion into membrane; detection of chemical stimulus involved in sensory perception of bitter taste. Lineage: Eukaryota; Metazoa; Chordata; Lepidosauria; Squamata; Lacertidae. The record is from RefSeq and is a predicted model, not a curated record. Gene Ontology annotation, molecular function: olfactory receptor binding.